AUGCCACUUCAGACUCAGUCCGGCAGUAGUAUUCGCAGACUGACUUCAAAAUUCAAGAAAAGUAUUCAAGAAAUAGUAUCAAAUCUAGCCGAAUCGAUGGCACUCGGUCAGGGUGAAACACUAGUGCAGGUUUCGGAUUUAGAUACGAUGCCUGAAAGAGUACACGGUCAAAAAUCACCAUUAGAGGUUGAUAGCGCGAUGUUGCUCGAUGAUAUUGAAGAAAAUAUUACCAUCUUAACUGAUAAAGAAACUAAAAACGAACUGACGUAUGAUUUUGAACAGUCACACGAUGCUAUUGUUGAGCAAUCGCGCCAUAUAGUUCGUUCAGUCCAGCAAAAUACCGGCAAAGCAAAUGAUAUUAAAAAUUUGUCAGAUGAUUGUGCCUGCAUGACUGUAGAUUGGGCUCAAAAAAUACUACGUACAGAGCAUAGAGAAGGGCAAUCAAAAUAUUUUGGCAAAAAAGGUAUGUCUGUACUUGUCGAAUCAUUCACGAUGAAUAACCCAGAAAUAGCAGACAGCUAUAAAACGGAAACAUACAUGUUAGCUCUCACACGAUGUCGCCAAAACGAAUUGGAUACAUUAUCCGGCGGUCAUCUAAUAGCAGCGGAGUUUGCGAAACGUCACCCCACAAAUCAAGAAACUGUUAAAAAGAUCAGACAAUGCGAGUGUUCUUGGUGA
Didymodactylos carnosus is the source of this 678-nucleotide messenger RNA. The record is from the annotation of a GenBank genome assembly. Lineage: Eukaryota; Metazoa; Rotifera; Eurotatoria; Philodinida; Philodinidae.